AUGCCUAGCUCCUCUGCGAUGGCAGUUGGCGCGCUCUCCAGUUCCCUCUUGGUCACCUGCUGCCUGAUGGUGGCUCUGUGCAGUCCGAGCAUCCCGCUGGAGAAGCUGGCCCAAGCUCCUGAGCAACCCGGCCAGGAGAAGCGCGAGCACGCGUCUCGGGACAGCCCGGGGAGGGUGAGCGAGCUCGGGCGCGCCUCGAGGGACGAGGGCAGCAGUGCCCGGGACUGGAAGGGCAAGGGCAGCCGCACGCUCUCGGGUCGGGAGGCUUGGAGCAAGCAGAAGCAGGCCUGGGCUGCCCAGGGCGGGAGCGCCAAGGCCGCGGACUGGCAGGUCCGGCCUCGCGGGGAUACCCCACAGGGGGAGCCCCCCGCCGCCGCCCAGGAAGCGAUCAGCCUGGAACUCGUGCCCACACCAGAGCUGCCUGAGGAAUACGCCUACCCCGACUACCGCGGGAAGGGCUGCGUGGACGAGAGUGGCUUCGUGUAUGCGAUCGGGGAGAAGUUCGCCCCAGGUCCCUCAGCCUGCCCGUGUCUGUGUACGGAGGAGGGGCCCCUUUGCGCACAGCCAGAGUGCCCGCGGCUUCACCCGCGCUGCAUCCACGUCGACACCAGCCAGUGCUGUCCCCAGUGCAAGGAGAGGAAGAACUACUGCGAGUUCCGGGGCAAGACCUACCAGACUUUGGAAGAGUUCGUGGUGUCUCCAUGUGAACGGUGUCGCUGUGAAGCCAAUGGUGAAGUGCUGUGCACAGUGUCGGCGUGUCCCCAGACGGAAUGUGUGGACCCCGUGUAUGAGCCUGAUCAGUGCUGCCCGAUCUGCAAAAACGGUCCAAACUGCUUUGCAGAAACGGCUGUCAUCCCAGCUGGUAGAGAGGUGAAGACAGACGAGUGCACCAUAUGUCACUGUACUUAUGAGGAGGGCACGUGGAGAAUUGAACGGCAAGCCAUGUGCACAAGACAUGAGUGCAGGCAAAUGUAG
Molecule: messenger RNA, 975 nt
Organism: Apodemus sylvaticus (European woodmouse)
Lineage: Eukaryota; Metazoa; Chordata; Mammalia; Rodentia; Muridae
Gene: Vwc2
Product: von Willebrand factor C domain containing 2
Exons: 3
Coding region: 1-975 (324 amino acids)
Biological process (GO): negative regulation of BMP signaling pathway
Cellular component (GO): AMPA glutamate receptor complex
Molecular function (GO): protein binding
Source: RefSeq, a predicted model, not a curated record